This is a messenger RNA of Kickxella alabastrina, 1572 nucleotides long. Its product is annotated as general substrate transporter. The record is from RefSeq and is a predicted model, not a curated record. The coding region runs from base 1 to 1572 and encodes 523 amino acids. Gene Ontology annotation, biological process: monosaccharide transmembrane transport. Gene Ontology annotation, molecular function: hexose transmembrane transporter activity. Lineage: Eukaryota; Fungi; Kickxellomycota; Kickxellomycetes; Kickxellales; Kickxellaceae. The transcript has a single exon. Gene Ontology annotation, cellular component: membrane.
AUGCCUACUGACUCGCGCAGCCUGGGUGUAACUGGGUUCCAGGCCUACUGUACGAUGCUAGCAGCCAUCGGCAGUUUCAAUUUCGGGUGGAACAUUGGCUCAGUCAACAUCCCCGGUGACGUUCUUCAAAACUGCGUCACCGGACGCAAAUACUACGGGCCCUUUCCCUCCUGUAUCUUCGUCGGCUCCAACACCGUCUGGGGUGUUGUCGUCGGCUGCUACGCGCUCGGUGCCCUUGCUGGCGCCAUUAUUUCUAACCCCGUCAUUGACCGCAAGGGCUACAAAUUCACGCUCUCCUGGUUUGCCCUUCUCAACGUCGCUGGCGCUCUGUUGCUAUCUUUGACCACGAAGCUCCCCCAGUUUAUCAUUGGCCGUAUUGUAGUCGGUGUUGCCGCAGGUGCUGCGAAUAAUGCUCUGGCUACAUAUGUCUCAGAUAUAUCGACGCCGCGUAGUCGCACUAUUCUCGGCGGCACCCUGCAGUUUGCGUGUAAUUUUGGAAUCAUGGUGGACAACGCCUGCGCAUUGGGGCUUGCGGCGCCCCCGCGCUGGCGCAUUCUGUUUUCGAUCACAGGCGCGCUGGGUCUACUCAACUUUGUUCUGUUCCCAUUUGCACGUGAGUCGCCCAAGUGGCUAAUCUCUAAGGGCCGGAUGGAUGAAGCGCAUGAGUCUCUGAGGCGGUUCCGCAAGGGCGCAUAUAUUGAGGAUGAGUUUAAUGAGAUGGUCGAGAUUCACCGGGUCAACAGGGAGCGCACGGAGGAUGUGAAUGUAAUCCAGGUGCUUAAGGGCCAGACACCGGAUAAUUUGCGCCAGCAGUUGCUCGUCGUCUCCGGGCUCAUGUUUUUCCAACAAUUUUGCGGCAUCAACGCCGUCAUUUUCUACUCCUCAUCGAUCAUUAACAAGUCCACGAGCGGUAACCCGGCGAAUAUCCCGACUUUGGCUAACAUCUUGGCCUUCUUGAUCUCGGUGGCUGCCCUGGUUUUCACUUUCUUUGGCAUGGUUCUAAGCGCGUACCUUGGGCGGCGCACCUUGCUGAUGGGCUCGCACCUUUUGAUGGGUAUUUUUGCUGCCGUUAUUGUUCCUGGAACAGUGCGCGAUGUCGCAGCGCUGGUUGUCACCGCUGUGUUCCUUUUCAACUGCUGCUUCAAUCUCGGUGUCGGCCCCAUUCCCUGGGCAAUUGCCAGCGAGAUGACCCCUCGCUACGCCAUGACAGCCAUGUCUGGUGUCGGAACCGGCAUCGGGUACGUCAGCACAUUCGCCAUUGGUGUUAUUUUCCCGCCGCUGAAUAACUGGUGGAAAAACUAUACAUUCUUGUUCUUUGUCUGGUGGAACAUCUUGGCCUUUGUAUUCAUCUACUUUUUUGUGCCAGAAACUCGCGAUCGUCCGAUUGAAGAAACUGUGGCGCUGCAUUCGUGUGGCAUUCAUACGGUGCUGGGCAGAAAGUGGCAGACGGCUCCGGUGGAAGAAAAGAUGGAUGUUGGGCAAUUUGAGAGACGGUCCGGCGAUGAUGAAGAGGAAGGUAAACUGCUUGCCGAAGAGGUCGGUGACUCAAUCUCCCCCAUCCAUCACCCAUGA